Vicia villosa (hairy vetch) is the source of this 7968-nucleotide messenger RNA. RefSeq lists its product as uncharacterized. The coding region runs from base 415 to 7596 and encodes 2393 amino acids. The record is from RefSeq and is a predicted model, not a curated record. The transcript is spliced from 7 exons. Lineage: Eukaryota; Viridiplantae; Streptophyta; Magnoliopsida; Fabales; Fabaceae.
GUUUGGUCUACUCGUUGAGCUCGUUCAUUGUAAACUUCAUUUUCCUAUUUUCUCUCUUUUUCUCCCUCUUACCCCGCUUCUACAAAUUAGAGAGUAGGGCUUCUCCCAUUCGCCGCGCUCGUAACCACCGCUGCGCUCUAUUUUACGCCCCCGGAGGUUACUCUCUUAACCUACUCCCCCCUUUCAAUUCAAACCCUAAUUCACAUCACACUAACCCUAAUUGUAAAAAAAGAACAAUCAGAGAUCGAUCGAACCUCGAUCGGUCAAAUUUGAAGCAUUGAUUUCGGUCAUCAUUGUUGGAGAUAGGGUUAGCCUUUUUUGAUUCGAUCAUCCACAAAUCAGAUCACGAGGAGAAGUAAUAAUAAGGGUUAGGGUUUUCAUGCUUUGGCGAUUCACACUUGCGGUGCGACUGCGAUGGCAAAUUCCGGCACCAAGUAUGUGUCUGUGAAUCUCAACAAGUCGUAUGGACAAAACUCCGCCGCUAUUGGAUCCACCCGAACGGCGGCACGGCCCGCUGGUACGGGUGGGGGCAUGGCGCUCCUUUCGAGGCCUCGAAGCUCGCAGAAGGUGGGGGCGAAGCUUUCUGUUCCACCCCCCUUGAACCUUCCUUCAUUGCGGAAGGAACAUGAACGGUUUGAUUCUCUUGGAUCGGGAGGAGGUCAAGCCGGGGGAGCUGGUUCAGGAAACGGUUCGAGACCUUCUUCUUCAGGGAUGGGUUGGACGAAGCCCGCUGCUGUGGUUUUGCAAGAGAAAGAGCAGAUUUUUCAGGAGGAUGUGCCGCGGUCUGUUGCCAAGGCGGUUGGACCAGUUGCUCCUCCGUCUGUUUCCUCAGCGGUGUUGAGAGGAGAGGAUUUUCCUUCUUUACGUGCUACGUUGGUGCCUCCUGCACCUGGGCCUAGCCAGAAUCAGAAGAUCCAAGAGAAUUUGAAUCAAAAGCCUAAGAAUUAUGCUAAUGAGAAUGUAUCUGUUGAGCAGAAGAGUAAGGAGGUGGACGCAGAUGCUAAUGGUAGUGCUAAUGCUUUUUCGCAUGUUAAUGUGAACGCCCGAUACAAUGUUCAUGGCACUGGGAAUUUUCCAGUUGAGAAUGGUCGCGAGAAUAGAGGUUUUAUUGGCUCCCGAGGGCCGAAUCAAAACAGAGGUGGGAUGAGUCAGGAUGAGUUUUUUCCAGGUCCUUUGCCUCUGGUAAGGUUGAACCCUAGAUUUGAUUGGGCUGAUGAUGAGCGUGAUACUGGUCAUGGUUUCACUGAGCGGAGUAGAGAGGGAAGGGAUCAUGGUUUCUCAAAAAGUGAUGCUUUUUGGGAUUUUGAUAUGCCUCGGAUUGGCAUUGUGCCACAAAAGUAUGGUACUGGUUUUGAUAAGAGGGGACAGCUGCGGGGCAAUGAAGCUGGUAAGGUUUCUUCUAGUGAAGUUCCUAAGAUGGACCCUUAUGAUAGAAUGCCAGGAAGGGAAGGGAAUUCCUCUAGUUCCUCAUCAUGGAGGAGUUCAACUAUUUCGAAAGAUGGGUUUGGUGUGAAAGAUGCUGCUGGGAAUGAUAAGAAUGGUGUUGGUGGGAAUGCAAGGCCUUCCAGUGGAAAUAAAGAUGCAGGGAAGGAUAAUAAGUAUAAUUCGUCCCCUUUUAGAGAGGUUGUUCAUGAUGAUUCUGGAAGGAGGGAUGCAGGGUAUGGUCAAGGUGUGAAACAACCUUGGAAUAAUAUGGCACAAUCUUAUGGUGAACGAAAUGGGAUGCGUGAUCAUCGGCAUGUUGGUGCUGAUCAAUAUAAUAGGAAUAGAGUUGAUUCUUCUCAGAGCUCGGUGUCGAAGUCUUCAUUUUCUUUGGGUGGUAAAGGGCUUUCUGUUAAUGAUCCUUUGCUUAAUUUUGGCAGAGAAAAACGUAAUUUACCAAAGAAUGAAAAGACUUACGGGGAAGAUUUUGGAGCUUCUGCUUUUGAUGGGAAGGAUAUUUUUUCAACAGGUCUUGUCGGGGUGGUGAAGAAGAAGAAGGAUGUACUCAAACAAACUGAUUUCCAUGAUCCUGCUAGAGAAUCUUUUGAGGCUGAGCUUGAAAGGGUUCAGAGACUGCAAGAACAAGAGCGGCAGAGAAUCAUUGAAGAGCAAGAAAGGGCAGUGGAGUUUGCUCGCAGAGAAGAGGAGGAAAGAAUAAGACUUGCUAGAGAACAGGAAGAUAGGCAAAGAAGGUUGGAGGAAGAAGCAAGAGAGGCAGCAUGGAGGGCAGAACAAGAUAGGAUUGAAGCUUUGCAGAAGGCUGAAGAGCAGAGACUAGCAAGGGAAGAAGAGAAACAAAGAUUGCAGUUAGAAGAGGAGAGGAGGAAACAAGCUGCUAAACAAAAGCUUUUAGAACUGGAGCAAAAGAUUGCUAGGCGGCAGGCUGAAGCAGCCAAAGGUUACCAUAAUGCUCCAGUUAUUGUGGACGAGAAAAUGCCUGGAAAUGUGAAUGAAAGAGAUGCAUCCAGGGCUACGGAUGUAGGUGAUUGGGAGGAUAGUGAAAGAAUGGUGGACAGGAUAUUAACUUCGGCAUCUUCUGAUUCAUCAAGUGUGAAUAGACCACUGGAGAUGGGUUCUAGGUCUCAUUUUCCUAGAGAUUUGUCUUCCACCUUCGUUGAUAGAGGCAAACCAGUUAAUUCAUGGAGAAGAGAUGGAUAUGAGAGCUGGAGUAGCCCGGCAUUCUAUUCACAGGAUCAAGAAAAUAGUCACAACAGUCCUCGUAGAGACUCAUCUAUCGGUGGAAAGCCAUUUAUGAGGAAAGAAUAUAAUGGUGGUACUGGAUUAAUGUCUUCAAGGACAUACUAUAAAGGAGGGAUUUCAGAGACUCAUUUAGAUGAAUAUGCUCAUGUUAAAGCCCCAAGGUGGAAUCAACCUGCAGAUGUAGAUCAUGUUGGCAGAAAUACAGAUGUGCAUUCUGAUUUUAAUGAAAAUUUUGUUGAAAGAUUUGAUGGUUGGGCACAGAAUCGUCCCCGUGGCAAUGCAUUUCCUCCAUUCCCUGACCGUCCUUACCAGAACUCUGAAUCAGAUGGACCUUAUGCCUUGGGGAGGUCCCGGUAUUCUGUUAGGCAGCCGCGUGUUCUCCCCCCUCCGCUUGCUUCAGUUCACAGAACUUACAGGAGUGGAAAUGAACACAACGCUCCUUCUGCAUUCCUAGAAAGUGAGAUACCGUAUAAUCAGACAACGAGGAGUGACUCUACAAUGCCAACUGGUUAUGACAAUGGGAAUCAUGGGCAACCUGAAAUAGUCAAACCCCUCCAAGAGGUUGCUGAGAAUGAGGACCAUAAAGUGGAGGCCACACCUAGGUGUGAUUCUCAAUCUUCACUCUCUGUUUCAAGCCCCCCCAGUUCACCAACACAUCUUUCUCACGAUGAUCUAGAUGACUCUGGAGACUCUUCUGCAAUAGUGGCUUCUGAAGAAAACAAAAACGGCCCUGUAUCAGUUCCAGAUAAUGAAUCCAUUGCAACACCUGCGGCAGAUGGUAAAGAGAACGUAGUUACUUCAUGUGCUGUCUCUAGUGGCGAUGAUGAUGAAUGGGCUACUGAGAAUAACGAGCAGCUCCAGGAACAAGAAGAAUAUGAUGAAGAUGGAGAUUACCGGGAAGAAGAGGAAGUGCAUGAAGGAGAUGAUAAUGCUGGCCUCCACCAGAAUUUUGAAAAUAUGCAUUUGCAAGAAAAAGAAUUGCCACACUUGAUGGAUAACCUUGUAUUAGGGUUUGAUGAGGGUGUUCAGGUUGGGAUGCCAAAUGAGGAGUUUGAAAGGAUACAGCAGGCUUCUGACAUCAGUCUCGAAGCACCUUUUGACAAUUCACACAAUGAUGGCAAAGUCCUUCAACAUGUUGACGAUACCUCUCAGGUAAAUCUCAAUAGUUCUUCUACUUUAUUCCAGGAAUCAGAAAAGCAACCUCCAAAUGUUGCAUCUGAUAGUUUGGGUAAUGUGGAAGCUUCUAUUGGCUUCUCUGCCAAUCAUAGUACACCAUCUUCAGUUAUUAUUGGCCCACACUACACAUCUUCGGGUCAAAUUGUUACGUCUGCUGCUCCAGGUCAAGCUGAGUUACCCAUUAAGCUUCAAUUUGGUCUUUUUUCUGGUCCAUCAUUGAUACCCUCUCCAGUACCAGCCAUACAAAUAGGUUCUAUACAGAUGCCACUUCAUCUGCAUCCGCAGGUUGGUGCUCCCCUCACUCAUCACAUGCACCCAUCACAACCUCCUUUAUUUCAAUUUGGCCAGCUUAGGUAUUCAUCUCCUGUAUCACAAGGGAUGAUGCCUCUAGGUCCUCAAUCAAUGUCGUUUGUUCAGCCUAAUAUCCCAUCUGGUUUCCCUUUUAAUCAUAACUCUGGAAGCCAAAUGCCAGUUCAAAGUGGUCCAGUAUCUUCUGAGCCGUUUAUUAAAAAUGAUAUCAGGCAUCAGUCUGUUCUUGGCCAACCAGGUAAUUCAAGAAGUUUAUCUCAUGGUUCACUGCCAAGUGAAAAUGCAGAAAAUUUGGCUGGAAUAAAGCAGGGACAAAUUAAUGCUCCUCCCCGUGAUGUUAAUAAUAGCUCAAGGACUGCUUCUAGUUUCCAAUUGGACAAGCGUGGGAGCCAAAAUGUAGUUGGAAAGAGCAGCAGCACUUCAUCCAAUGCUAAACACUCAGAGGUUCAGCCUCAUAAAGAUGCACUUCUUCAUUCAGUUUCAGAAGAGAAAGAUUUAAUGGAGUCAAAAGCACGGUUUCCUGUAUCUGGUGGUAGAGGACAGAGAUAUGUCUAUACAGUAAAAACUUCAAGCUCAAAAUCAUCAGCUCCAGGUCCAGGCACAGGUCCAGCUCCCAGGGUUAAUCGAGCAGACUCCAGAGGAUUUAUGAGGAGGCCUAAUAGGAAUACACAACGCACCGAGUUCCGAGUUCGGGAAAGUGCGGAUAAGAGGCAGCCUACAAAUUCUUUUCCAACUGAUCAUUUUGGGUUGGACCAUCAGUCAAAUGCCACUGGAAGGGGAAUUGGCAUGUCUGGAAGAACUGGAUCUAGGAAGUCUUUCACCAAUAAAAUGGGAAAACAGCCAAUAGAAUCAAUGGGAGAAAGUUCACAUGGCAUGGAUUCUGGAAGCAGAGCUGAGAGGGUUGAAGGAAAAGAAUCAACUAAGGCUCAGAGCAUUUCACAUUCUGGGCAGAGUAAUCUCAAAAGAAACUUGUGUUCUGAGGAAGAUGUUGAUGCUCCAUUACAAAGUGGAAUUAUACGUGUGUUUGAGCAACCUGGAAUUGAAGCUCCCAGUGAUGAAGAUGACUUCAUAGAGGUCAGGUCAAAGAGGCAAAUGAUAAAUGAUAGGCGGGAGCAAAGAGAGAAAGAAAUCAAGGCUAAAUCUCGUGUUGCAAAGCUGCCACGGAAAACCCGUUCCGCCACACAAAGUACCGUGACCAUGGCCAAUUCAAGCAAAGGAUCCAUUUCUACCGGAGAAGUGUCUGCUGCUGCUGAUGGGCACCGGAUGACAAAGAGUGAUUCCUCAUCUGGAUAUAAUUCAAACUUACUGUCCCAGGCACUACCUCCUAUAGGCACGCCUACUACGAAAAUUGAUGCCCAGCCUGAUCUAAGAUCUCAAACUAACAGAUCACUUCAUACAAGCCUCCCAUCAGUUUCUGGUCGUGAAAGCAAGAACAAGGUCCAUGAAAAUGUUCAGACAUCUUUGGGCUCUUGGGGCAAUGUGCAAAUUAGCCAGCAGGUCAUGGCGCUGACACAGACACAACUCGACGAGGCUAUGAAUCCUCAGCAGUUUGAUUCACAGGCUUCUAGUGCCAAUAUGGCAGCUUCUGUUACUGAAACCAGCUUGCCAGCACCACCCGUUUUGACAAAAGAGAAAGCAUUCUCAUCUGCUGCCAGUCCAAUAAAUUCCUUGCUUGCUGGAGAGAAAAUUCAAUUUGGUGCAGUGACAUCUCCAACUGUUCUUCCUCCUAGCAGUCGUGGUGUGUCUCAUGGUAUUGGCCCCCCUCGAUCAUCUAGAUCAGACUUGCAAAUAUCCCACAACCUUGCUGGAUCGGACAGUAAUUGCAGUCUUUUCUUUGAGAAAGGUAAGCAUGGUAAUGAAUCUCACGGCCAUUUAGAAGAUUGUGAUGCGGAAGCUGAAGCCGAAGCAGCUGCUUCUGCUGUUGCUGUUGCUGCCAUUGGUAGUGAUGAAACUGUUGGAAAUAGGUUGGGUACUAGUUCUGUCUCAGUUUCAGAUGCUAAAAGUUUUGUAGCUGAAGAUAUUGAUAGGGUAGUAGCAGCAGGAGUAGGUCGUGAGCAACAAUCUGCUAGCCAAUCUAGAUCUGAGGAACCUCUUAGUGUAUCUCUUCCUGCUGAUUUAUCUGUUGAGACACCACCAAUUUCCUUGUGGCCUGCUUUACCAAAUUCUCAGAAUUCAUCAGGCCAGAUGAUCUCACAUUUUCCUGCUGUCCCUCCUCAUUUUCCUUCUGGCCCACCUUCUCAUUUUCCUUUCUAUGAAAUGAAUCCUAUGAUGGGUGGUCCUGUGUUUGCUUUUGGACCACAUGAUGAGUCUGCAUCUACAACACAGUCGCAACCUCAAAAAACUACCGCACCAACAUCAAGGCCAAUUGGGAGCUGGCAACAGGGUCAUUCUGGCGUGGAAUCCUUUUAUGGUCCUCCAACAGGAUUUACUGGACCUUUUAUUGCUCCGCCUGGAGGCAUUCCAGGAGUCCAAGGGCCUCCACACAUGGUUGUUUAUAACCAUUUUGCACCUGUUGGACAAUUUGGUCAAGUUGGCUUGAGUUUCAUGGGCACGACUUAUAUCCCCUCUGGAAAGCAGCCUGACUGGAAACACAUCCCUACAACUUCUGCAGCAGGGACUAGUGAAGGGGAUAUGAACAAUAUGAAUAUGACAUCUCAGAGGAAUCCUGCUAGCAUGCCUUCUCAAAUUCAACAUCUUGCUCCUGGUUCACCACUUUUGCCAAUGGCAUCUCCAGUGGCUAUGUAUGAUGUUUCUCCUUUUCAGCAUUCUACUGAGAUGUCAGUGCAAGCUCGAUGGCCACAUGUUCCUAAUGCACCACUUUCAUCUAUUCCACCAUCAAUGCCGUUGCAUCAACAAGAAAGUGUUCAAACUUCUCAGAUGAGCCAUGGCCCUUCGGUUGACCAGUCACUAAAUGUCAAAAGAUUUACUGGUUCUCGGACUUCAACAUCUUCUGACAGUGAUAGGAAUUUUUCUAGAGCAGCUGAUGUAAAUGUCAACCAAUUACCUGAAGAACUUGGAUUAGUGGAAACUUCAAAUUCCACUUCUUCUAAGACUUUGUCCAAGGGUAUUAUUAAUAAGACCCCAUCUGAGAAAACCAGUACAAAUGCUGCUGCCAAAGUUGAUGUUCAGAAUGGAAAUAGCAGCAAAAGUAAUAACCAGAAUGCAAGUUCUGGGUACAGGACUCAGCCCUCGCAACAAAUCAAUGUUUCUUCCCAGCAGCAGCAUUAUGAUCAUUCCUCGGGACACAGUAAUUAUCAGAGAGGAGGUGGUGGUGUUUCUCAGAGAAAUAGUUCUGGCGGUGAAUGGUCCCAUCGUAGAUACCAUGGAAGAAACCAAUCUUUGGGUGGGGAUAAGAACUUUUCCUCGGCAAAGGUCAAACAAAUUUAUGUGGCAAAGCAGACUAUUAGUGGGUCAUCUACAGUGUCAUAAGUCGUGCACAGCCAAUAACUGCUGGAUUUUAAGGGAAAAAAAUGGAAAUCUUUGUUGUUAAUUAUUGGUCCGGCGGAAAUAAAAUUUUGAUUAGCUUUUGGUUAGGGCAGGUUGAGUGUUAGAUUGAGAUUUUUGCUGGCUACAACUGAUUAUAUACCGGUCUUCUUGAUAAAGGCCGUGGAAGGGUUUGAUAGCACUGUCAUUGUUGUCACUAUGUCAUUUUGCAAUAGCAAUCAAGCUUGGACAAUCUUCCUUUGGUUUUGUUUUGACAGGAAAAAAACAUAGUUAUUUAUUGGGUUUUGGGUAUGGGAAUCAUUAAUUAGUGAUGUCUUUAUAUAUUUUUAACAUUAUUAUAAGUAUCAGUUUUGGCAA